Molecule: messenger RNA, 180 nt
Organism: Rhodotorula toruloides NP11
Lineage: Eukaryota; Fungi; Basidiomycota; Microbotryomycetes; Sporidiobolales; Sporidiobolaceae
Exons: 2
Coding region: 1-180 (59 amino acids)
Source: RefSeq, a predicted model, not a curated record
AUGCCCGCGACGAACGCCCUUCAACCGCCUCUCACCAACAAGGAGCGCAAGAUCCUGAAGAGUGGAUUCGGCGACUGGACCAACUUCUGCGCCUCGUACGGGCUCAAGCCGUGGGACCGAGACGACGCUGCCGAGGCGAAGGCUAUUCUCGAGGCGAUGGCGCGGCAAGGCGAAGAGUAG